UUUUAGGGGUUCUUGUGUGGGAGGGGGUGUGUUGGAGGUUUUGGGGUGGGAUUUGUGAUGUAGAUAUAGAUGUAAGGGAGAUAAAGUCACAGUUAUCUGAUUCUGAGCUGGAAGAUGAGAGAGUUGAGCAUAGAGAUCCAAGACUUAUUCAAGAGAAGUUUCAUUUAUCUGAGUUUAUGACGAGGUUAGGGGAUCUUGAAGAAGACCAACCAAAUUUUAAAUAAGCUGAAGGAUACAGUAGAGAUGCAUAAUGAAACGAUCCUCCGUAUGGUCCACGAAAAUGAUGCUUUAAAGACAUUUGUUCGAACUCACUUCACAAAAGCUGAAGAUUUAUUGUACAAAUAAUACAUCUCAGUUAGAAAAUAAAUUUGAAUUUAUUUUCAAAUCUGAAUUGAAAGAUUUCUCAACAAAGGAUUAUGUCCAAGAUAGGCUAUGAGAUAAAGCCAACGCUUCCGAUAUGGUCCGACUUAACCGUGAAGUUAGGAUGCUCGAGAGUUAUGUCUCCAAACUAGAGAAGGUAGUAUUUCAAGGCUAUAAGAAAGAAGCAGAAGUAUUCCUGAAUGGCAAAGUUGAUAAAGAGGUAUUUGAACAAUUCAAAACUAUUAAAAAUACUGAAUCAGAAGGUUUUUCUAAAUUUUCAAAGAAUAUGAAUAAUACUGUGGAUAAAAUGAGCCGAUUUGUUCAAAAUUUGGAUGGGGACCUGAAGACACUCAAUGAAAAAUUCAAACAAAGUGAAGCUCUCCAGAUUAGUAGGAAUGGAUCAUUAGAUCUUUCCUCUGAAGAUACUGUUGAUUUUGCUCAAAUAGAUUACGAUUCUAUCACUCAAGUUCCAGUAAAUCAAAUUGCUAAAAAGAUCUUGAAACCAAUGUAUCAAGCUAUCAAAGGUUUGAAGAGAGAUUUUACUGAAAACAUGUCCGAUCUUAUGAACGAAAAGGAGCAACGAAGCAGCCGUCAAUUAAACUCACUAGCUCAGCAGCACCAAAACUCUCAACGCCAGAUCAGCACCUGUAUGAACAAACUCGAAGAUUUGCUUGCUGAAAAAGAAGAAACAGCUAGGAAUAGUCAGAAAUUUGCAAAGGGCUUAGAAAGCCUUUCUGACAACCUUAAAGCACAAGAGAGAAAGUCUAAAGAAUCUCUUGAGAAGAUAAACAAAUAAACUGAUGGAGCACGAUAUUUCUCUUCAAGAGUUACACCAGAAGGUAGAUUUUGUUAAAAUCAGCAAAGAGAAAUUGUUUGAGGAAGUAUGCAAUAAUCUUGAUGAUCUAAUCCGUUCAAAAUUCUCGCUCUCAACUAAACUACAAAACUCUGAUCUGAAACUAUCCCAGAUGGUUUUAGAGUUAGAAAAGAAGCAGAUUACUCUUGAGAAUGAAGUUGAACAGAGCAGACAGGAUUAUGAAAUUACUAUUUCUAAUCUUCAGAAUGAGACAGAAUCAUACAGCCAAGAACUUCAGAGAAUGCAGGCUUACAAUAGAGAAUUAGUAGAUAAACUAGCUGUAUUUGAUUCUGGAAUGUUUACAAGUUAUCAAAGCUCACAAUGAAAUAAAGACCCAGCCAAGAGUACUUUCUUGACUGAAGAUGCAACCCCAAUAAAUGAUCUUCACAAGAGCUACUCAAGACCUACUAAGUUCUCAAGAGGACAUGAGAGAUCAAUAAAUCAUGUUUGUCAGCACAAAAGAAGGAUGAAUUCUGAUUUUACUACCUCUAAAAGACCUUUAACCACAAAUAAUUUCAGAAAACCUCAAUCACGCAUGAGAUUUAAGGGCGGUUUGGGUAGCUCCCACCGUUCAUCAUCUACAAAGCGAGGCAAUAAGACAACAGAGAACAAUCAGAGCUUCGAUCUUCGUGUGAACAAAUUUUUCACUAAAUCCAAAGGGUUUUUCCAAAAAUUUGAGACAAUCCUCACAAGUGACCAUGUAAAACUAGAGAGUGGCCCAAAGACCACGUCUGGACGCCGUAAUGCUAAAAAGACAGUUUCCACGGCUAAAUCUAGAGGUCAAAAGACUAAUUUUAUCGAGAAUAGUGAUAUAAGCAAAAAGAAUCUGAAUUUGACGAUUGAAGAGCAAGAGAAUAAUAUGCUUCAAAACUCAAGGCUUCACAGUAGAAAAGAAUGGAAAGAAAAGGUAUAAUAAUAUAAUAAAUUUCAAUUUA
Messenger RNA from Moneuplotes crassus, 2148 nucleotides. Lineage: Eukaryota; Ciliophora; Spirotrichea; Euplotida; Euplotidae. The record is from the annotation of a GenBank genome assembly.